Messenger RNA from Solea senegalensis (Senegalese sole), 723 nucleotides. RefSeq names its product heat shock protein family, member 7 (cardiovascular) (gene hspb7). Gene Ontology annotation, biological process: heart development. Gene Ontology annotation, cellular component: nucleus; cytoplasm. Bases 220 to 690 code for a protein of 156 amino acids. The record is from RefSeq and is a predicted model, not a curated record. The transcript has 3 exons. Lineage: Eukaryota; Metazoa; Chordata; Actinopteri; Pleuronectiformes; Soleidae.
GGGUAUAUAAGGGCCAAGGUGGCAGCAGGAGAGUGGGAAAACGGGUACCUUAAACACUCAAAAAAACAAAACAAAACAAAUACUGAGUAAAAGGAAAGAUCUGUGUAUUAUUUUUCUGAGAGACUCCCAGAGGAGCCACCCAACGAAUCAACUCUCUGCACCUCCCUCCUCUCUCCCCUUGUUCUCCUCCUCUGCCUUACCCGACACUCACGCCCAUCCAUGAGUGGAACCAACUCCUCUGCCUAUCGAUCGGAGCGUAGUUUCCACCAGACCUCAUCCUCAUCCUCGUCCUCUGGUAACCCAUACAUGGAGAAAAGCCGGGGACUGUUUGCCGAGGACUUUGGCUCCUUCAUGAGGCCUGGGAGUGACGCCUUGGGAUUUUCCAGUGGAGCUGGGAAUAUCAAAUCUCUUGGAGAUUCGUACCAGUUCACAGUUGACGUGCGAGACUUCUCUCCUGAAGAUGUCAUCGUCACCACAUCCAACAACCAGAUAGAAGUUCGUGCCGAGAAGUUGGCCCAGGACGGUUCAGUCAUGAACACAUUCACCCACAAGUGUCAGCUCCCUGAGGACGUGGACCCCACCUCAGUGACAUCAUCACUGGGCGCAGAGGGAACCCUCACAGUUCGGGCACGGCGGCAUCCGGCCAAACACGAGCUUGUACAGACCUUCCGCACUGAGAUCAAGAUCUAAACAGUGAUGAAUUUAUAAAAACAGAUCUCUGGC